AUGCCCUUCCUUGACCUCUUCAUUUCACCGCUUGUGAGGCACCCGGGUCUGAUACUGGUUUUUUUUUAUUAUUAUUAUUUAGAAACGGCUGGUGGCCGAAAGCACUGCUGCUGUGGACAUGGCGGCCGCUGCACCUGUGCGUCCAAGCGAGACUCGAACCUCGAAACCGUGCCCGAGACCGGUCCCGUCGCAGCAGCAAGACGGUCUACUGUCUCUGGCGUCAAGAGACCGCAUAUUACCACCUCCAAGAAGCAAAAGGAAGCCAGCAAACGGGUCCACCCAUAUCCGCUGCCUCGCUCGCGAACCAUCCAUGGGACCGCUGACCUGGCUCAUCUGUCGAUGGACCACCUGAAUGAGGGAUACGGCACCCAGGGCGUCUCCGCGUACCCAGACCUGGUCACCAGUGCCCCUCGUCCGGUACGGAGAGUCAAGUCUGAGAACGGCUCCCCGGUCACAGAGGUGUCUGACAUGAAGGCACAGCUCUCCCUCGACAUCCCCUAUCAGCACUUCCCAGACCAGAUGGGCCUGUCAAUGCCCAUCUUGGACUACCCACAGCAGUCUCCCGGGCUAUACUACCCUUCAGAUAUCGAUUUUGGCUUUGAGGCGGCGAUCUCAAACGGGCCGUCCAUAGACUGGUCCACCUUUGAUCUGCCGUACGGCUCUGACGCAUACACCGCAACCUACAGCCAGCCAGCCUCCUAUGCCAGCUACGACUACAACACCACCACCUUCGGCCACCCUGGCCUGGCCCGCUCCUCAUCCGGAGACACCUCUGAUGCCGACGAGCUGCUGCCCAUCGUCGGCACCGGCUCCGAGGCCGGCAUGUAUCACCUGGGCAGCACGCCGCCCUCCCAGCUCGACCUGCCCGCCCAGUUCGCCAUGUCUCAGACCUACAAGCCUGCUGCCAUUGAGCCGGUCCUCCACGCAGCAAACGACGGCGUCGACGUCAACAACCAUCACCAGCAGCAGACACAGGCGCAGGCGCAGGCAUAUCCUGCCAACGGGAGCCACAGCAGUUUUGUCGAUGCCAGCAACGCCCCCAUGAUCAUCCCACCCGCCGCCUACACCUCUGCCGGGGCAAACGAGCCGCUCUGGGUUUCGGCUUCCUACCCUACCAUGAUGUCCCCGGUCUCCAUCUCCGUCCCCGAGCAACAACACCAACAACAACAGCAGCAGCAGCAACAACAACAACAACCACAGGCUCAAAUGUGGACUCGGUAA
This is a messenger RNA of Trichophyton benhamiae CBS 112371, 1221 nucleotides long. Its product is annotated as Copper fist DNA binding domain protein. The record is from RefSeq and is a predicted model, not a curated record. NCBI's taxonomy places the organism in Eukaryota, Fungi, Ascomycota, Eurotiomycetes, Onygenales, Arthrodermataceae. The transcript has a single exon. Bases 1 to 1221 code for a protein of 406 amino acids.